Messenger RNA from Trichoderma aggressivum f. europaeum, 4680 nucleotides. RefSeq lists its product as uncharacterized. The record is from RefSeq and is a predicted model, not a curated record. Gene Ontology annotation, molecular function: protein binding. The transcript has 3 exons. NCBI's taxonomy places the organism in Eukaryota, Fungi, Ascomycota, Sordariomycetes, Hypocreales, Hypocreaceae. Bases 1 to 4680 code for a protein of 1559 amino acids.
AUGAUCUCUACCGACUCCAGUGAGCGCCAUAAACAAUUGGAAGAUAUUACGAAACGUGGACUGCGACGCGUGGACGAAAAGCAGAUAGAGUAUUUGCUGUUCGGCCGCCAAUUUAUUCUCAGGGACCAAAUCACGGAAGCUGCAAAAUUUGUCCAAAAUAUCAAGAGUCUUAUUGAUGAGGCUGUGAAAGCAUCACCGGAAGCGUCCCUUGCAUGGGCUGGCGUCUGUAUUCUUCUACCCGUCCUGACGAGCUCAAGUGCCGCAGAAGAGGCGAGUCGAGAUGGCUUUAUAUACGUUACUUCUCGAAUACGUUACUACAUGGAGUUUGAACAUCUCCUAUGGCCAGACUCCUUAAAUGCCUCAAAUGCCAAGGAUAAUUUUGAGACUCAAAUUAUUGAUCUCUACCGGCAGAUACUCGAAUUCCAGAUCAAGAAUGUUUUGCGCUUCUACCGAAACUGGCUUGCCAACGUGGGGCGCGACAUAUCUGGGUCUGAUGACUGGAAAGGAAUGCUUACGGUGAUUAAAGAUCUAGAACUCACCAUGAUAAGGGAUUGGAGCAACUUAAAUUCUGUGGCAUCACGGAAAGCCCUGGAAGCCAUUGACGAGGCUACGCAGCAGAGUUGUUCCGAUAUACAAUCGCUUUUGUCAAUCGCGAGACAACACAUUCAAGUCUCUACAGAGCAUCUCGAGAUUUCAUCCAAGCAUCUCAAGAUACACGAGCGCACAAAUCAAUUACUCGAGGAUCACCCAAUAGAGCUUCCUGCUGUCAGCCAAGCACGAUAUGACAGUGCUGAUGUUCAAGAUAGCCCAAAAUGCGAAAGCGGUACCAGGGCAAAUAUCCAAGGAACAAUCAUUCAGUGGGCAAACAAGGACUCUGCCGAACCCCUGUUCUGGCUCUCAGGCCCUGCGGGUACUGGUAAAUCUACGAUUGCACGAACUGUUGCGGACGUCAUGAAUAGUGAAGAUCGACUGGUUGCUGGCUACUUCUUCAAAAGAGGACAGCAAGACCGCAACGGCACUGCUCGCUUAUUUUCUACUAUUGCAAUGCAGAUGAUUGAAAAGAUACCUUCUAUGAGAGAAUACCUUCGACGGUCUCUCUCUGGUUUGGACAAGGACGCAAUAGAGGGGAUGGCCCUUGAAUUUCAGUUCAAAAAGCUUAUUCUAAGUCCUCUUGCAGAGCUUCCUUCUGAUAACAUACCCCGUCUGACAAGCGUUAUCAUCCUCGAUGCCCUAGAUGAAUGUGAAAAUGAAUAUCACUUAUCGAGGAUUAUCACGCUACUACUCCAGCUUCGGACCUUGCGUACAAUACGCUUGCGCGUGCUGCUCACAAGCAGAUCAUCUCCUGAGAUCCGAGAUGCCUUCAUGGGCCUUCAGAAGGACAGGGAUUUCUGCAACGUUGAGCUCCUCGACGGGAGAUUCUCCGCUGAAGCUAAGUCAGACAUACAAAUUUUCUUGGAGAGAAAUUUUGCAGACAUCAGGAGGAAGCGCAGAGUUCAGCAGAACCCUUGGCCCACGCAAGAAGAACUGGACCGCCUGGUAGAAUUAGCUACGACUCCUGAACCCUUGUUUAUUUAUGCCGCAACUCUCUGUCGAUUUGUUCAUGGUGAACGGCGCCCCAAGAAUCCGAAAGAUCAGUUACGGAUGUGGCUCAAACAGUGUGAUGAUCGUCAGUCACAGCUUCAUCAGAUUUACGAGCCCAUUCUUAACCAGGUCUUUUCUAGUCUAGAGCCUGAAGAAUUUGACAGGCGGCUGGGCUUCCUUGGGUCUCUUGUCCUUCUAGUGGAUCCGAUGCCAUCUGCAUCACUCGCCGCUCUUCUCCAGCUGGAUGUGGACGACGUUGUCUGGUGGCUCCCGGAGUUACACGCAGUGUUGAAUAUUCCUGCUGACGACCAUGUUCCCGUACGGCUACUACAUAAAUCGUUCAGCGACUUCCUUCUCAGUUCCGAAGGGCCUGGAAAAAGCAUGUAUUCUAUAGACACUGCAAGCACUCACACCAUGCUAGCCACCAAGUGUCUUGGUCAUAUGAACGCAAUGCUUAAACGGGAUAUUUGCAACAUCAAAAAGCUAGGCAAGCGCAGAAAAGACAUUGAUCAGCAUAUCAUGGAUGAACACAUCACUGCCGACCUUAAGUAUGCCUGCCUAUAUUGGAUACAUCAUCUUCAACACGGCGAACAACAAAUGAAUCGUGAAAUCCCCACGUUUAUAUAUAAACACUUGCUCCACUGGGUAGAGGUCCUUGCAAUCGUGGGAAGACUAUCAGACGCAGUCAUGGCCAUUAGGAGGCUUCUGGAGACAUUUCAGCAUUUGCCCGAUAUACCUAUAGAUCUUGUUCUUUUCACACUAGAUGCAAGCAAAUUCAUCUCCAGUUUUGGGUCAAUCAUCGAUCGAGCACCCCUUCAAAUCUAUGCUGCCUCAUUACUGUUUUCGCCGACAUCGAGUAAGGUGCGGCAAAACUUUUGGAAUGAAUGCCUCGUGGAUAUCGAUAGUAUCGAGGGGGUGAAGUCUGAUUGGGAUGCACAAUGGCAGACUCUCGAAGGUCAUAAGAAACACCUCACAGCAUUUGCCUUCUCGCCUGACAGCCAAACUGUGGCAUCUGUGUCAGAAGACGGCAUGAUCCGGCUAUGGGACGUAAUAACGGGAACACACAGACAUACGCUUGUAGGUCACAGCGAAAGCGUCACAGGAGUAUUCUUUUCGCCCGAUGGCGGGUUGAUAACAUCGGCGUCAAAUGAUCAUACAAUUCGGCUCUGGGAUGCAACAACAGGCUCUCUUCAACAAACACUUGUGGGCGAAGGCAGUCUUUUAACAGAUAUCAGGGCGGAAGGAGGUGGAAUCAACCGGGUCGAUGCAGUUGUGUUUUCGCCUGAUGGGCAUCUAGCAGCGUCAAUAUUAAUAAAUAAUGCAAUCCGGAUCUGGGAUACCAAAAACGGCGCCUAUCGGCAAACACUCGAAGGCUAUAAUGGUCUAGUUACAGCAGUCAAGUUUUCACCCAAUAACCGACUAAUUGCAUUAUUGCUGAAUGAGGGUUCCAUCCAACUCUGGGAUAUUAAAGGUGUAUGCCUGCAAACGAUUAAAUAUAAUAUCCGUUCGAGCAAUGCUGUUGUUUUUUCGCCCAAUAGCCAGUUAAUAACAUCGUCAGUAGACGACGGCACAUUCUACCUCUGGGAGGUAGCAACGGGCAGUUAUGACAAGGUGCUUAAAGGCCACGAUGAAAGACUUAGGGUUAACGCGGCUGCUUUCUCACCAAACGGCGAGCUAGUAGCAUCUGGAUCAGCGGAUGCCACUGUCCGGCUCUGGGAUGUCGCAACGGGCACACUUCAACAAACAUUGAAGUUCCCUGACCCAAUAACAGGGUACGUUGUCUUCUCGCCCAACGGCCAGCUAGUUGCAGCGUCAAGCGAGGAUGUAAUCUGUGUCUGGGAUACAGUAACAGGGAUAUGCCAUCAGACUCUGAAGGGGCAUAGCGCCUCUGUCACUGGUAUCAUUUUCUCACCCAGUAAUCUUCUGGUGGCAUCCAUAGCUCGUGAUAUAACAGUCCGACUUUGGGAUGCAUCAAAGAGUACUCGCCAGCAGAUGCCUGAGAGCAACAUCGACUGGAUUGCAGCUGUUAGCAUCUCACCGAAUGCCCAAAUAAUAGCGUCAUCAUCUGCCGAUGGUACAAUACAGCUUUGGGAUGCAACAAAUGGGUCAUUUCGACAGACAUUAAAAGGUCACAGCAGUAUGGUUCGUGAGCUUGUCUUUUCGGAAGAUAACCGGCAACUGGUCUCAUUAUCCAGUUAUGAGAUUCGAAUAUGGGAUGCAGAAACAGGUGUACAUCAACAUGUGCUUCAGAAUCAUAAUGAAUGGAUCAGAACAAUGGCUCUUUCACCUCAUAACAAGCUAGCUACGCUGGGGUAUGGUGAUGGUAGUACAAUCCAGCUCUGGGAUACGGCAAUGGGCACUCACCAGAUGGCGCUUGAGGGCCAUAGCGGCUGGGUUACAGAAACCGUCUUCUCACCUGAUGGCCGGCUGCUGGUGUCGGCAUCACAUGAUGGAACAGUUCGAGUCUGGGAUACAUUGACUGGCACGAACCGACAACUCCUUGAAUGCAGCGAUGGCACUUUUGUGCUAUGUAUUACUUUCUGGCCCAAGAGCCAACUAGUUGCCUUUGGAUUUCGUAAUAGUACAGUCCAGAUUUGGGAUUUAGCGACGGGCACACAUCAGCGGACUUUCGAGGGCUACACCAAGUUCAUUAUAGCGAUUGCCUUCUCCCCUGACGGCCAAGUAUUAGCCUCGGCAUUAAAUGAUGGAACACUCUGCUUCUGUGAUACGACAACGGGCAAGAGCCGGCGAACCCUUGAGACGGGUAAUCUUCUCAGCUUGGUGUAUGAUCCGGCUUCUGAAAUGUGCCUAUAUACAGAUGUCGGGACCUUAGGCAUGAAUCGAGUUUCUAUGGAAGAUGUGGCAGAUAUUCAAGGGCUGCUACCGAAUCUGACCUUUUGUGGUCUAAGUUUCAGCCCAGAUAGGGAAUGGAUAAGGAUCGGCUUCGAGGAUCAUGUAUGGCUUCCUCCAGAGUAUCGGAGACCGGGAUAUUCUACCGACGCAUCGAUUAUUCGAGGUUGGAUGGUUUUCAUUGGUUGCCAAUCGGGAGAAGUUCUACGAUUAAGAAUUCGACAACCUGAACACGCGCCGACUUGUUGA